Messenger RNA from Cicer arietinum (chickpea), 1400 nucleotides. RefSeq names its product putative F-box protein At3g16210. The record is from RefSeq and is a predicted model, not a curated record. Gene Ontology annotation, molecular function: protein binding. Lineage: Eukaryota; Viridiplantae; Streptophyta; Magnoliopsida; Fabales; Fabaceae.
GUUUUGCUUGAGUGGGUUCCCCAAUCUCGCCCUUGGAUGUGCCAGUUAAGAUUGCAAGUAAAGUAUGUCGUCGAAGUCAGAGAUGGAGAAUUCGAUGGCGCCGACAAAUGAAAAGGUUAACAAAUAUAUACCUAAUGAUCUUGCCUUCUCUGUUCUUUCAAAAUUAUCUCUAAAAUCUUUGAAGCGAUUUGAAUGUGUAUGCAAAUCAUGGACCCUUUUAUUUGAAAACCCUAAUUUUGUGAGCAUGUAUCGCAACAACUUCAUUUCUAGUCAUAUUUCUAACUAUGAUGAUACUUCUCUCCUUCUACAAGAGAUUAUCUCACCUUUUACUAAGGAAGAAUAUUCUAUGUUUUAUUUACUAUCUGGUGAGCGGUUUGAGAACAAAGUCAAGUUAGAUUUGCCACCUCCUUUUUACGAGGAUGGCUAUGAUAUUAAAAUUUUGGGUUCUGGUAGUAUCAAUGGGACUCUUUGUCUCACACAACGAAAUACACCAUUUGUAUUAUGGAACCCAGCUAAUGAAGAAUUCAAGGUCAUUCCUCUUAGCCCUAUUGAGUUUGUACCACCUUAUCCAGCCCAUUUUUGGGAUCGUCUUGGAUUUGGUUAUGAUCAUAUCAGAGAUGACUAUAAGGUGAUCCGAAAUGUAGGAUUUUAUCCUCUAAUCGAGUCUACUUAUUAUAGUCUUCUUCAAGUGAAACAACCAUGGAAUUGGGAAGAUUUAUCUGAUGACCCCAUAUGGGAGUUAUACAGCUUAAGAAGUAAUUCUUGGAAAAAACUUGAUGCCAACACUCCUCGAGAUAUCUGGGAGAUAAAAUGUGAUCAAAUAUACAUGGAUGGAAUAUGCCAUUGGUGGGGUGGAGAACAACCAGAAAUUAUUAAAGAAUAUUUGGUGUCAUUUGACUUGAUAGAUGAGGUGUUCUUUACAACACCAAUGCCUUCAUACAUGGAUAAAAAAUUCUAUUCUGGAUUGGUGCACUUGGUGAUGUUAAAUGGAUCUGUUGCUUUCAUUUCUAAUUAUGCCGAAACAACUCCUUUGCAUAUAUCAAUCUUGGGGGAACCUGGUGUGAAAGAAUCAUGGACUAAAUUGUAUAUUGUUGAUCUCUUACCUUCUGUUGAGCGUCCUCCUAUUGAAGCAGGGAAUAAAGGAAUUAUCUUAUUCAAAAGAGAAAUAGAAGGUAAACGACUAUCCUGGUUUGAUUUGAACUCCCAGAUGAUUGAGGAGUUUGAUGCUGAUAUUGAUGGAAAAUGGAAUCGUAAUAUAGUAAUUUAUAAGAAAAAUCUCAUUCCAACUGAAGGAUUAAAUGAUUAAUUGUUGUAAUUUCUUUUCAGCAAAAAGGUUUAUGAUCUGGUUAUUAUAAAUAUACCUUGUUUACAAAUUCUGUAUAUUACAAAUAUUUUCAUGU